Molecule: messenger RNA, 2802 nt
Organism: Leptosia nina
Lineage: Eukaryota; Metazoa; Arthropoda; Insecta; Lepidoptera; Pieridae
Source: the annotation of a GenBank genome assembly
AUGCCAAUCACGUAUGGUCGUGGAAAUGUAAGAAAAAUUGCUUUUAGAUCGCGAGGAAGAUCAGCUCAUUCCGUCGAUGCAAGCGGUCAAAAAAUUGAUCAUCCUGGUGACGGUGAUGGGAGGUUCUUACAAAUUAAGCCAGCUAUAGCCGAUCCCCGCGCAUCCUUGCAACGAGCUAAUACCACUCUUUCAAGCUGUAGUUAUAUCAAUAAAGAAGAUGCCAGAGAAGAGAUUACCUUGCAAGCUGUGGGUGAAGGGAGAGUGCAACUUUCUAGAACUCCACAGGAAAAAGAUCGUUUACCUGAUAGAAUAAGUUUAGAUAGAAGAGGAUUAUCUUCCAUACCACAUAUUGUAGGCGAGCCCGGCUUAAGACUAUUAUCACUGCAACACAAUUUAAUAAACAGCCUGAUAGGUUUGACGCCUCUCGAUCUCAGCAAACUAGUGUUUUUAGAUGUUUAUGACAAUCAAAUUGACAAAAUCACUUCUUUAGAAAAGCUGUUCAGUUUGAGAGUACUUCUGAUGGGCAAGAAUCGAAUCAAGAGAAUCGAAGGGCUGUCUACUCUUAUUAAGUUAGAAGUACUAGAUUUACACGGAAAUAGAAUCGCAAAGGUUGGCGGCCUAUCAAAUCUAUGUGAAUUGAAAGUUCUCAAUUUGGCAGGGAAUCAAAUUAAGUUUAUUAGCCAAAACGAUCUUCAGGGUUUAGUUUCACUGAGGGAACUAAAUUUUAAGAGAAAUCGAUUGAAGAAACUGCAUAGUUUUCACUUUACACCAAAAUUGCAGAAGCUAUAUUUAAGUAACAACGACUUGCAAAGCGUAGAAGACGUCUCGACGCUCGCCGAAGCAACGACAUUGAUUGAAGUUUCACUUGAUGGAAAUCCAGUGGCAUUGGGCGGUGAUUGUACGCCGUUCCUGGUGUCGUAUCUUCCAAAUUUAACAACCCUUUCUAGCAUGACUGUUACGGACCAAGUUCGAAGUGCAGCUAUGGCUUGGCGCAGCAAUAAAGAAGCUGCACACGCAGCUUAUUGUGCUUUAAGUGGAUCUGCCCAGCAAGCUGCUCGGCGUGAUCAGGUUAUACAUAAUGCCAGAACCAAUUGGGAACUUCUUAGGACGGAAAACAAGUGUUUCUUGGUCCCACGUAGUCCAACAAAGUUGGCAGAUCCAGCUAAGGAUUGUGACAUAAAUAACGAAAUUACACAAACCGUAGAAACUGCAGUAAUCCCUGAUAUAAUAGCGUGCACUCAGACAGCUGACGAGUGUAAAGCCAGUAUUGAUUCACCUAAACCGAAAACUCCUCAAAAUGACGAAAAAUCUCAAGCUCAUAAAUUUCAAAGAAGUAAUACCGCACGAAAGCCUUCAGAAAGGCGAGUAAAUUUCUCAGACCGUAGUGCUUCGCAAGAUACAGAUGCAUCCUAUUCUACGUCUACAAGCAGUGACCUUAGACUUCCACCAAUAUUAUUACCGAUUAUUUCGUCUUUAGAAAACGUUAAACUAGCAGAUAGUAACGAGCCUCUCCUUAAAAGGUGGGAAAGUGUUUCCAGCAUUGAACCAAUCGUCGAUUCGUCAUUCAGUUCUCUUCCGUCUUCAUCAAGUGAUACUGACGAAGAAACAACUAAACGAAGGUUUCGCCGAACCCCUACAGUUUUGAAAAGACGUGAGAAUUUCAACUCGAUGCGAUCCAAAUCUGUCUGCGAUCCAGAGAGUCGUAAAAUAAGGAAUAGCAAAGUCGACAGCACUGAAAAUACAAGUAACAUAUCGAGUGUAACGCAAGCAGGUUCUGUAGCAUCAACUGUGAGUGACCAUCGGCUGAAAAGACAAGGUUCGCUUAACACGAAAUCAAAUAGAAACAUUAGGAGCGCAACGAUUUCUCGUAGGAAUGAAAGAGCCUCGGCAUCACAGCGUGCCGCUACUGCAAAGGUAAAAUCGGGCAAAAAUGUAAUCUUCCCCAAGCCUGCAGAAACCGUACCUAAACUUUUACCUACAACGAAAGACAGGGAACAAGGUGUUGAUUACCUCGUCGAAGUAAACGAUGAUGUUGUUAGCGCUUGGGGAGCAGGUGCUGUCCGUCGUUUAGCUCGUGAUUGGGACUGGGAUAAGGCUCAAAAAGUAACUAAAGCUGCGUUCCACUAUGUACAUUUCAACGCUGUUGCCCAAUCCUUAACUGAACUAAAAACCAAGUUUCCAAAUGUAUCCCAUAUAUCGGUACGAGCGACUGGCCUCCAGUACUUGGGACAGUUGCAUUCCUUAGCUGAUUUGAGAGGACUAAGUAGCUUAACGAUAUUUCCCGAGGGUAAUCCAAUAUGUAUGAAGACUUGGCGGGAAUACGCUGUUUAUAGACUUGGACACUGGGGCUUGAAAGAAAUAAAUAAUGAAACGGUAUCCAACGAAGAAAUACAAUCUGCAAAUAGGACAUUCAGUGGCCUCAGCGAUAUAGUACUAAGAGCUUUACCUGACGAUCCUCUUCAACCUUUACUAUCACGGCUUGGAAGAAGUGGAAAUAGUUCUAUCAGUGCUAAAACCUGGCUUCGAGCUGCUGACCCGGCACUACGUGAUGUUAUUGCAAAAGAAGCAUUGCAGUAUAAGAAAGGAAACAUUUCUCAAGAGGAUAUGAGCUGGCGGAUUCGCGGUCGCAGCCAGCUUACACACGCAAUAGAGUUAGCCUGCGGAGCUGCUCAACGCUUGCGUAUUUUAGAACUUCAGUGGCCAACAAUAUUUUCUGACAUGAUAGAAGAAAUAUUAAACGAUUAUGCAGACAUGGAUACACACGUCAAAGAGAAGAUGCGUUCACUGUCAAGUACACUUUAA